AUGGAAACAAACAUCGUAUCCAUUGUGAUAGUAGGCUCACCGGGAGACGGAAAGUCCUGCUUUCUCAUGAUUAUUGCAUUUUACCUGGCGCGCAUCAAAAGGAAGAAGGUGCUUGUCAUACGUCGCUUGGUAGAACUCAAUCUAAAGAACGUUGUGUUGAUUGAGGGUAAGGUCGAUGAGAAGGAGGCGCCAAUUGUUCUGGUUGAUGGCGUUAACCCGGCAGAAGUGGACGACACGAAGAAUGACUCACGCAUUGUGGUUUUGCCGGCGUGGCGUGAUGCCAACCUGCUGCAGUACACGAAGUUAACGAACUGGGUUGUCGAUUCUGGUCUACGCAAGAUCAAGCGGCAGAAGACACCGGUGGCGAAACUUGUUAAGGAGCAGUACUUCUAUAGUGGCGGCAGUUUGCGCGAGUUCUGUAAGAAUGGAGCUCGCCUGAAGAGCGUACUACUGUGCCGUGGAAAAUGA
Molecule: messenger RNA, 468 nt
Organism: Plasmopara halstedii
Lineage: Eukaryota; Oomycota; Peronosporomycetes; Peronosporales; Peronosporaceae
Product: P-loop containing nucleoside triphosphate hydrolase
Exons: 3
Coding region: 1-468 (155 amino acids)
Source: RefSeq, a predicted model, not a curated record